AUGCUGACUGGAGAACCAGUGCCUGUUACAAAACGCGUGGGUGAUCAGAAAAAGUUGGAUCAUCAACCGUGCUUUCUCAAAUCGUACAAAUGGUCGCUCAGGCUCAGCGUUCUAAAGCACCAAUGCAACGGAUGGCAGAUCAUGUUGCAGGGCGAUUUGUCAUGGGGGUUAUUGGUAUUGCUGUUCUAA
Oppiella nova is the source of this 189-nucleotide messenger RNA. Lineage: Eukaryota; Metazoa; Arthropoda; Arachnida; Sarcoptiformes; Oppiidae. The record is from the annotation of a GenBank genome assembly.